AUGUUGGAUGCCCUCAAUUGUUUUGUCUAUGCUAAGAAGCUCUUUUGGCCACUAGAGGCAUCUAUCAUUCUCUAUGGUCCCUUCCUGUUUUGUUCCGUUUGCUCUGUUUACUACCGUUUGGUUCUUAAACUAAGUCAUUUAAAGCUACUGUAUCCAACAGAGCUGGGUCUUCUCCAGGGCUCACCUGCAGAACUGGUCACAGACUAUGAGAAGAAUGAAGACUUCCUGUGUAAAAUACACAGGGUUUUGCUGGAGGUGAAGGUGCUGGAGGGCUGUCUGCAGUGCCCAGAGUCUGGCUGUGAGUUCCCCAACAUGCUGCUGAAUGAGGAUGAGGCAUAGAGGAGAGUGGUUGGGGGGGUUGGUUACCCCCAACAUGCUGCUGAAUGAGGAUGAGGCAUAGAGGAGAGUGGUUGGGGGGGUUGGUUACCCCCAACAUGGGCUCUUAGAUGUACACCACGUAUCCACACGGUAACCCCCCCAUUUGCCCAUCUCCACCAUCUCACACCAACCAUUCAUUGUAUGGGACUGCUGGCAUUAGAAGUGAGGGGGAAAAAAUGGAAUCCUGUUAAAGACUGUAUAGGAAGAAAUAUAUGUUGAAGUGGUUAUAUAGUACAGUACAUGUGGCAAUGGGAUGUGAAUACACCGCUGCCCCCAGAAAACCACAGAACGGAUCUGAAUGCUUCUAUGUUGUCCAAUAUCUGGGAGAUGAUUUUGUUUAAUUUAUUAAUUUAAUACAAAGUAUAAUUCCUUGGUUUCCUUGACACCCUAAAAUACUUUCCCUUGUAAUUAAGUUACACAGACAAAUAAAUCCAGGUUCAGACCUCCAAUACAGUUAAACAUGCAUACCGGUAGUAUAUCCACUCAUGAAUGAAAGGUAAUGUCAAAUUGUGAUAAAUCACCAAACCAUGUCCUUGAGUUUGUUGUCGCAGGUCAGGAGAACUACUGAGAGCUACAGUGCCUUGCGAAAGUAUUCGGCCCCCUUGAACUUUGCGACC
Oncorhynchus mykiss (rainbow trout) is the source of this 995-nucleotide messenger RNA. RefSeq lists its product as uncharacterized. NCBI's taxonomy places the organism in Eukaryota, Metazoa, Chordata, Actinopteri, Salmoniformes, Salmonidae. The record is from RefSeq and is a predicted model, not a curated record.